AUAGUCGCAAAUGUCGCAAGUCGCAAUUUAGAUAUUUUCGAUCACAAUAAUUCAAUGUAGUGAUUGUCAAUCAUUAGUGUUUCGUUUUGUUAGGCUUAGGUUAAUUAAUACAAUGUCUAAAAAUAUAGUUUUCGAGGGGUGGUUGACCAAAUCACCGCCGACAAAACGUAUUUGGAGAACGAAAUGGCGAAGGAGAUGGUUUGCCUUGAGACAUUCUGGAGAGCUGCCUGGUCAAUAUUUUUUGGACUACUAUGCCGAUAGGAACUGCAGGCGCCUCAAGGGCACUAUCAACCUUGAUUUAUGUGAACAGGUUGAUGCAGGGCUUCACAUGGAACGUAGUGGCAGUGGGUUGUUGGACCCUAAGCUCCGAGGAUCUGUGUUCACUAUCCAGACUCAGUCCAGGACUUAUCACCUCGAAGCAGAUUGUGAAGCUGAAAUGGAAAAGUGGGUUGAUGCAAUAUGUAGUGUUUGUGGCCUGAGAGCUACAGAGGAUACUUCCACUGAGAAUGGUACAUACCAGAACAGCAUGCCUAUGGCUGUGAACGAGCGGUACGAGUGUCCAGAGGGCACAGGGCCGUACAUCCGAAUAUCCGAGUGCGUCACCGGGAUUCGGGCCCAGGAUUCCCGUGCAUUUACGUUUGACCCUCGGAACAUCGUGACGAGCAGCAGGCGGGGUUUCGCCGGGGACAGCCGCGGCAACCAGAUGUACCUGAGCCAGCCGCUCCGGCAGCACAACGCCGACUUCUCUGAGAACGAGUCCAACCUUAGUGAGGACGAGUGCAAGUCCCUCAACGCUAGUCACUCUAACAUAGGAGACUGGUCUGUGACAAAAUCUUUUACCAAAUUAGCGGUCGGCCCUAAGAAAAACGGCAUCCCGGACGAUGGGCCACCAGUACCGCCUCGGCCACCUAAGACCUUAGGAGUUACAUCAAAGAAUAACUUGCAAAAAGAUGCCUACCUUGGACCAAAAUACAACGAACCCAUGGAUUCCAAUGAUAAUGUUUUUGUGCAGUGCACGUUGGGAGUGGCGAGUGGGGUGGGCGCGGCGCGGCGGCGCUCGCCCGCCCGCUUCCCCGCUCCCGCCGCCGUCGCCACCGAUGACGAUGAUGAGGAGCUCUCACCCGGACACCCGUCAAUGCAGUAUUGCAAUGUGAAGUCUCUGCCACCGGCGGUGGACCGCGCGCUCAAACCGCGCCACUCCAGCCAUAGCAUAAGCCACCUCAACAGCUUCUCAGGACAGUCUCUAACGCAAUUCCACCCUAUAGAAGUGAGGGCGGACACGUUGCAGUAUUUAGAUUUGGAUCUUCAGACCUCAAAGCCCUCUUCAAAUAAGCCACAACAACAGGUGCCAAGAAAUAAAAUAGACAUAGCGCACGGCAAAUCCCUAUCCGAGGUGGACGCGGACGCGGACAGCUGUUACAAGACCGUGGAUUUCCUGAAGACGGAGGCGUUCAAUAUCACCAUGCAGGACGCCGAGGCCUCACGAAGCAACCACACCCAGCACCUCAGCCCGGUGGGUCAACACGGACACUGACCCGCGGCCCUCCCUCCUCCCGCUCCUCAGUCGCGUCGACCACCUCGAACCCAAAUGGAAUUCGUUCACGGUAUACCCCCGUCUCCGGUGGAUUCAAUUUUCUACCAAGCGGUAGAUUUCUCCAAGACGGAAGCGCUGUAUGUAACCAUACAGGACACGGACAACUCCAGGCGGUGCCACGUCGAACACCCCAGCCCGCUGGGCCAGCACGGCCCUUGACCGGCGCUCGCGGCCGGGCCGCGCACACGCUGCUGUCAUUUUAACUGUGUCAUUUCAACAUUGCGUAAAAGCAUUUCAAACUCGCCGGCAUUCUUAAAUUUUGAUUAUGUGUAUUUCAAAGCCAGAUAUAUCCAUACUUGAAUGAGGUAAUGACGCUAAAACUGAAAAAAAAUAUGUAUUACCAGACCUAUAUAUUAUAUAUUAUUAUCCAAAAUAUUCUUAAUGCAAGCAAAGGAAUUUAACUAUUAUACAGGUAAAGACAUAAGACAGCGUAGAAAACUCGUAUAAGAGGGCGAUGACAUUCUCAGAUUCAAAAUAACAUCAUUACAGAUAUGCGCAAUAAGUAACCUGCUCUGGGCAGUUAGAAAUCGAGAAAUUGUUCAAUAAAACUACACAUUUUUAGUUACUUGUUUAUUAGUGUACAGAUCUACCGGUGGACAGGGACCAGGAGAAUUAAUACAUGCAUUAAUUUAUAAGAGAACAAUACAUGCCUAAAGGUUAUAUUAAGUAGGAAGUGGCCAAUUUGCAAUAUAAGUCACUGUCAAGCAUGAAUAUGUUCAUGCCAUUCGACGUCUAUACAUAUAAUUAUAUGGAUGUAUAAAUUUUGAUGAAUCAUGCUUUAAGUUCAUAAAAAAUAACUUGCUAAUACCAGAGACUAGUAAAAUCAAGACGAACAACCUCCUUACAAAACCGUGUCUCCUACUGCUUUUGACUUCUGAACGUAAAACCCUUCUGUCCUCGGUACUGUAUUAUGCACCAAAGUACAUUUAAAGCAUAAUAAACUCAUUGUAGUCUUAUUUAAUACCGCCAUAUAGUUUUAAGAUUUUUAAACCUUUUUAAAUGGCUCAUAAGUCAUAAGGAUGCAUUUAUGUAUUAAAUCUACUUUUUUGAUUGGUAACUACGGUCAGUCAAGUCCAAGUUUAUGAUUUAAUAUUAUAAACAGUAGUAGCAAAUAACUAAAAUCUAAAAAUAUUAUUUAAUGUAAUCUACAACAUUGACGUUUCUCGCGGCGUUGUAUGGGGGGCUGUCAGUCUUCUUUAUUUACUGCACUCAGUCAACACUCUUUUUUUGCUGGAAUGUAAUAAAUCUGUAUUUAUAAACUCCCGAAUAGGAUAACGUACUGAAAUUUCAUGUUUUGUUUAAAAUUACUUGAAGUUGUAGCAUUACUUAAGGACCAACAGGAGUGGUCAUUUCUCCAUACAAACGUACUCGACUGUUUCCUCCGUGGGUUUUGAUGCUAGAGCAACGAUUUUUUCAACACAGAUUAAUAUUAUCAAUAUCUGUGUCGGACCGUUUUGCUUUUUUUGAUAUUUUUGUUAUUUAAGGCGCUAGAGCCCUUCAAAAAUGGCCAUAAUGGCCUCAUUAACUAUGUCGCAAUGAGAGGCGUAGUGUUCAAAACUGAUAUCAAUUAGCCAAAAAAGCAAAACGGUCAAAAAUUACCAAAUUUGGUUACGAUUGGUUAACUUUUGGAGGAGGAAACAGUCGAGUACGAAACCUCUUGAGAUUUUUAUGCAGGAUUUUUCGCCUUGUCCUUAUUGCACUAGUUUUAGGAGCCGCUUCCAUUAGCGAGACGGGUAUAUUUACCUAAAAUAUUUAAAACUCAGCUCCUGUUUCGUCUUAAUAAGUUCAUUCUUUAUAGUUUAUACCAACCAGAUGGCGCUUAAUGAACUGUUUUUAUUUACCGCGGUGUACCCUACUAAUAGUCAUUGGGUCAUUGCGUAAUUACUAUUUUGACAUGAAGUUGGGUCUGUCUUUGUAGAUGAAUAUAUAAGUAGUAUUCGAUUGUAAAAUAUGUAAUAACAAUGCACAUAAGUACUUGCCAAGGAUGUUACAAAGACAAUUUAUAAUCUGCACUUGCAAAUAAUGACCAACACACACCGUACUUAAAUAUUAGCACAGACGACAUAAUCUGUCUAUGAUGUUAUAAGGAGCAUUCCAUGAAAUUGUCUACCGUUGUCCCGUACAAACGCGAGGUUUCUGAAGAUUUAAAGGUAUAAAUAAGAGUUUCCUUUUCUAUGACAAAUGGUCAAAAAUAUGCACAGAAAAAUAAUCUCCUGCUUUAAAUGCCAAGAAAAAAGUCGCAACACAGGAAAUACAAUGCGUUUGUACGGGACAGCCCGUGGAAUGCUCCAUUAAUGUUAGGUGAAAUGUUGCUAGUUAAGCGUAGAUAAUCUUGUUAAUCGGACGUAGGGUCGACGUCAACAAUAUUCAGUGUAAAACCUUUAUAUGGUAUCGUCUUGGGUCGUCCCAUUCGUUUUUCGUCAAGUUCUUAAAUUAGUCCUAUUCUGCUUUAGUCACUGAUUCUACAUUCGUCACAAUCGUCGGUGGCUUUCAAUGUAGAAUGAGUGACGAAAGCAGAAUAGGACUAAUUUAAGAACUUGACGAGAAACGAAUGGGACGACCCAAUACGAUACCCUUUAUAUUAGGUAUUUCAUUUUGUCUGUACACAAUAGGGUAGGUACCUACUUAAUACUAAGUAGUUAAUCUGCAACUCGUUAUGAAACGUCGAAGCGUAUUUUUUACUAUGAAGUUAGUAUGAGAACGCAUUUUGUGACGUCACAGACCUUUCUCUUAUAUUUUCAGUGUGUCUCGGAAACAAUUGAAUCAAUUUACAAGAAGCAACUCUAUUGUGUAUAGGACUCUGGCGUCGACUGUACGAACCUCUAUGCUUUAAUAUAAAUAAAAAUACGCACAAUAUAAACGGCACUAAUUAUACCAUAAUGACCUUAUGAGGAGAGAGACUAGUUUUAAAUCAAAUGUAAAUAUGUGAGAAAUAGUUAUAUAUUUAUAAAUGUUAUAUGUAUACAUUGAACUCUUGUUAUAUGUAUUGGACUAAAGUCCAUUAAAUUUAUAAUCAAAGUAUUAAAUUUAGACGUACCGUGUAAUUGUCUUCCAUGCAGUUAAUAUUUUAUUAUUUAUCCUUCAGAGAAAUCAGUAAAAUACAUAAUCAAUAAUAUAUUGCAAUUUAAAUUUUGCACUGAAAUUAUUUGCUCAGCUUAAACCUAUUGCGCCAUUUUGUGCACAACUUAGUUCACUGAAUUGCCCUAAAUUGUUUGCUAAAUUUUAUUACAAUAUGAAGAAAAUUCAUGUAAUAAUAUGUAAUGGACUAACAUUUGGUAUGAUCUAUCAUUGAUACUUACACAUUAUUUAGUUAAAUUUAUUAUACACCGUGUUUGUUUUUAAAGUCCGUCAAUUUCAAGGGUGCAUCCGGGUACACCGGUAUUCUAAUUACCUAGGUACCUAACUCAAUUUUGAAAAUAAUCAAACAUAUAUUGACAAGGCCCUUACGAAUGUGUAAGUAAACUUGCCUUAGGGCCUGUUUUCAUAUUGAUUAGUGAUAAUCAGUACGAGUUGUACUAUCUCGGACGAUCGACGUUCUAAAUGACAAGCUUAUGUCAUAGUUUUCAGUUGAUUGGUUGAGUUAAACAGCAUUUAAUUAGUUUUUAAGCAAAAAAAAUACAAAUUCAUGAAAAUUGCUAUUUAGUUUCCUUAAAUGUACUUAGCCAUACCACGAAGUUAACAGAAUUUUAUAAAAACACUACGUAAGUACGUGUGUACCCAUGUGUUCAGUAAUACUUGCAAACACAGUUAAUUUUGAUGCUCUGCUACGAGAUCUCUUGGUCACUCCUUGCCUUCCACUCCUUCCAGGCGGGAACAUUCUCAAUAUGAACGCUGAUUUUAGUGGAAUUAGCAUGCUCACUUUCUUAAGUCUUACGCACAUACUAGAUUAUAUUAUGGCGAAAGCCGCGCUCAGGCUGACACAUUAAUGGAAAUGGAAACCUCAAUGGAAUUGCACAUGAGAUUUAUUUAUCAAAAGAUAAGUCCUCCACUCCACUUGGAUGUUGGGUUCCUAUUUGAGUCUGUACAAUGUGGGCCUUAAUCUUUCUCCCUUUUAUGAAUCGGCUCGCGCCAAUUACCCGAAUGUGUACACAUUUGGGUGGGACUAGAAAUUUAGGAAAAAUAAAACGAUUGUUAUUUAGGUAAAGUGAUAAAAGAACUGGACUUCUGUUAUGGCUAGUUGCACCGACCAGAAAUUUACCGGUGAAGUGCAAACAGCUCAUAUUCUGUGUGUAAGUAGUGACAAACUUCAAGUAUUAGUUAAUUGGUAAAAAGUAAAUGAUUAAUGUUAGUUCCAUGAAGAUAUAGUAUUUCACAGGCUUGUUGAUUCAUUUGUUUCAGUGUUAGGUAGAUCCUACUCGAAUGAUGUUGAUGCAUUCGAUUCACUUUCCCUCUUAAAAGUGCGAAUGUUUAAUAUAUAGGUGUUAUCAGAAGUGUCUUGUAAUGUGAUUGAAACUUAUACAUUGAACGUGUGAUGUGAAGUGUCUUAAAUGUAUUUGUCAGGGUCUAAGAAGUUUGAUUAUUAUAAUAUAUAUAACAAUUUUAAAGUAAGAUAAAAUUACAAAUGAUGUGCAAUUCUUAUUUGUAUAUACCUAUGGUUAAAUUACUAAUAAAUUGACCAUUCUAUUGAAUAUAUAUUUUCUAUUUAGAAUAGGUGUAUGAGUAAAUUACUUAAAUUAGAGAGCAGGUAUUUGCUUGCAAGGCUGGUUUUUUUUUGCAUUCAGGUUUGUAGUUACUGCAGCAUUACAAUGCACAAGAAAAGUCCUUUAAAUGUCUAAUCAUUUUGGUAAAACAAUUUUAACGUAAACCUUCGAUAACUUAGAUCCGCAGAUGCGGGCGCGCAUGUCAAGAUUACAUACUAAAAGAAUAUACAUAUGUAAAAAUGUUUGAUUUGCACGGUAAGAAGAUAAGGUACCAAUUUAAUGUUAGUUACACCGUCUAACGCGAUUUAAUUUUAUUAUUUGACUUUUUUUCUCAAGAUCGACAAUCAACAAGUUAUCCCUUCCGUUAGAACCAUGUUCCUACAAUUUACACAUCCUAAUCACUCUGUUGCAUUCGCUGAAAUAAAAACCACCAAUACUUUAUACGAAAUCAUACCUACACGUUACGUAUUAUAUAAAUGUGUCAGCUGGCUCGAUGGAUCAUUUCGCUACAGUUUCAUAAACUGAUAGCUGAUUACUUGUUACUUUAUUUACUGCACUUUAGCAAUGUUUAAUGCGAUGGCAUUUCGUACACCUACGUCAUGAAACAGAUCCUAGCUGUGCUCAUUGAUAUUAAUCAGAUAUUUAAAUUCUUAUUAUCGUAAAAUUUCUGUAUUUUGUUUGGGGGCAAAUAAUAUGAUUGAUUGGGGAUCAUUAGUUGUAUUUUAUUAAUCAUGUGGACACUACGUGAUUAGGCGAGUACCUACGGCGAUUACGAUUAAAUUUGAUUUAUUAUGAAAGUAAAGCGUAAGGAUCUAACUUUAAUUGUGUAGCGUAAAUGAAAGAUCUCACUGGUCUUUGAACCAUGUUGUUGUGCCCGGAAGUGACUAGGGCUAACGUCACGAAACAAAUAAGUAAUUACAGGAUAAGGAGUAUAUAGUUUAUAGAAGGUCAAGCAAAUCUUGUCAGUAAAAAAAGGCGCGAAAUUCAGAUUUUAUAUGGGACAAUAUCCCUUCGCGCCUACAUUUUUCAAAUUUGCCGCCUUUUUUCUACUGACAAAAUUUGCUUGACCAAGUAUAUAAUGCAAAAUUAAGAUGUAGGUACCUAAAUGUUCAGGCGCACUAGAUUUAACAAUAUUACAAGAAAUUCGGUUUGCCUAAAUUUACCCAUUUUUUUUGUUUUAUUAAAUUAUUAAUUUAUUCAUUUAUUUUAAAAUACAUAAAUGUAUCUUUACAUUUGUACAGCGAAAUAGUUCAUUUAAUUUGUGAUUUAUGGUGAGUCAAUAACAAAAACCGAACUUGUCCCUUUAUGGUUUUUCCUGUCUAAAAUUGCCAUAUUUGUAUAUAGUUAAUUUACAAUUUUUACUUGAUAUUGAAUUGUAAUAGUAUUACGUAGAAUUACUUUAAGUAGUAUGCUUUUAGUGCAAAUGUUAGGCAAUUAGUGCAAAUGUGUACAAUAUUAUUUUAUUGUUUAUGAAUUACUUUUAUGAAUAAAAUUACUGAGAUUUAA
Molecule: messenger RNA, 7740 nt
Organism: Cydia fagiglandana
Lineage: Eukaryota; Metazoa; Arthropoda; Insecta; Lepidoptera; Tortricidae
Gene: dos
Exons: 11
Coding region: 113-1534 (473 amino acids)
Biological process (GO): signal transduction
Cellular component (GO): cytoplasm
Molecular function (GO): signaling adaptor activity
Source: RefSeq, a predicted model, not a curated record